Molecule: messenger RNA, 1015 nt
Organism: Ceraceosorus guamensis
Lineage: Eukaryota; Fungi; Basidiomycota; Exobasidiomycetes; Ceraceosorales; Ceraceosoraceae
Product: 60S ribosomal protein L7
Exons: 3
Coding region: 1-774 (257 amino acids)
Biological process (GO): maturation of LSU-rRNA from tricistronic rRNA transcript (SSU-rRNA, 5.8S rRNA, LSU-rRNA)
Cellular component (GO): cytosolic large ribosomal subunit
Molecular function (GO): structural constituent of ribosome; RNA binding
Source: RefSeq, a predicted model, not a curated record
AUGUCAACACAUGGGCUCGGACAACCAGGGGCAUGGCGAGCCACACGAUUCGCGGGCAUGGCGGACCACCGCAUGGCAGAUGAUGGGAAGGGUGUGGGAGGCAGCGGCGAUGACUCCGGGGUUGGGAGUAAAAAGAGAACUGGAAAGGCCAAUUGGCAAAAGCGCGCCAAGAUCUUCAAGCGUGCCGAGCAGUACACGCGCGAGUACAAGAACCAGGAGCGCGAGCAGAUCCGCCUUCGCAGGGCUGCCAAGGCUUCGGGCGAUUUCUACGUCGAGGCUCAGCCCAAGCUCGUGUUCGUCAUCCGUCUGCGUGGUAUCUGCAACAUUGCGCCCAAGCCCCGCAAGAUCUUGCAAUUGCUGCGUCUCUUGCAAAUCAACAAUGGCGUCUUCCUUCGUCUGACCAAGGCCACCGCACAAAUGCUGCAAUUGGUUCAACCUUACGUCACUUACGGCCCUCCCAACCUCAAGUCUGUCAGGGAACUCAUCUACAAGCGUGGAUACGCUAAGAUCGACCGCCAAAGAAUUCCUUUGUCCGACAACAGCAUCAUCGAGAAGCACCUCGGCCAAUACGGUAUCAUCUCCAUUGAGGACCUUGUUCACGAGAUCUACACAGUCGGCCCGAACUUCAAGCAGGCAAACUCCUUCUUGUGGUCCUUCAAGCUCCCCAACCCCAACGGUGGAUGGGCCAACCGCAAGUUGACUCCGGUUGUGCAAGGUGGAGACGCCGGUGACCGCGAGGACGCCAUCAACAAGCUCAUUCGACGCAUGAACUAAGCCUGUCGAGCAGCCGCUUCUUCAGGAUUUCUCUUUCACUGUCUCGCUUGUUCAACGUCAUCUCCAACAUUACGAUCUCUUGCACCUUACACGCCCUCCCCAAAAAAAAACCAUGCUCACUUCAAGGCCGUGCGCAACGCGCAAGUCCGCUUGUACACAACCAAUCACACGCUGCUCAUGGCGCUGAGGCUUCCCGCCAUGGGCCAUUCAGGCGCUGCAAUCUUCGCAUGAAUGAUUGAUG